Solanum stenotomum is the source of this 1677-nucleotide messenger RNA. Its product is annotated as protein NRT1/ PTR FAMILY 4.6-like. The record is from RefSeq and is a predicted model, not a curated record. Gene Ontology annotation, molecular function: transmembrane transporter activity. Bases 1 to 1677 code for a protein of 558 amino acids. The transcript is spliced from 4 exons. Gene Ontology annotation, cellular component: membrane. Gene Ontology annotation, biological process: transmembrane transport. NCBI's taxonomy places the organism in Eukaryota, Viridiplantae, Streptophyta, Magnoliopsida, Solanales, Solanaceae.
AUGAUGUUGUUGGAUAACAUAGGAUUUGUGGCAAAUAUGAUAAGUUUUGUUGUAUAUUUUGCAUCAGUUAUGCAUUUUGAUUUAGCUGGUGCAGCAACUAAUACAACAAACUUUUUGGGUACUGCUUUCUUGCUCACUAUUUUGGGAGGCUUCAUUUCAGAUGCAUAUAUGACUCGUCUCAACACUACCUUGCUCUUUGGCAUCUUCCAAUUAUUGGGAUACUUACUAUUGAUAUUCCAAUCCCACUUCCAAAAACUUCAACCACAGCCCUGUGGAGAAUCAACUUGCGUUCAUGGCGGAAAGGCACUGCUGCUAUACACUUCAGUUUACUUAACGGCAUUGGGAGCAGGGGGAAUUCGGGGCUGUAUUCCGGCAUUAGGUGCCGAUCAAUUUGAACAGGACGACCCGAAACAGAGCAGCAAGAACAUUUCCAGUUUCUUCAACUGGUUCUUGUUAAGCAUAACUAUUGGAGCAUCCAUUGGAGUUACUAUUGUGGUUUGGGUCAAUACAAAUGUUGGAUGGGAUAAAGGGUUUAUUAUCUCCAUUGUUUGCUGUUUUGCUGGUCUCUGUAUAGUUUCAAUGGGGAAGCCUUUUUAUAGAGUGAGAGUUCCUGGUGAAAGUCCCCUGCUUAGAGUUUUACAGGUUUUGGUAGCAGCAGCUCGAAAUUGGUCUGUGCAACUACCAACUGAUAAGCAUAAACUAUAUGAGAUGCAGGACAGAAAUGUUUCUCCUUUAACCGAACAGCGCCUUCCACAUACCCAACAAUUCAGUGUACUAGACAAAGCUGCAGUUCAAACAGAGGGCACCAAAAAGCAAGGAAAAUGGAGACUCUGUACUGUUACUCAGGUGGAGGAAGUGAAAAUCCUUACCAGGAUGAUGCCGAUCCUCUUGAGUACUAUCAUCAUGAACACAUGUUUGGCACAGCUACAAACAAUCUCAAUACAACAAGGGACUCUAAUGGAUCCUAGCCUUGGCAAGUUUGACGUACCUGCUGCUUCAAUUCCGGUCAUUCCUCUUGUAUUCAUGUCCGUUCUCAUUCCCAUCUAUGAGUUCCUCUUUGUUCCUGUAAUGAGGAAGAUCACUGGCCACCCAACUGGCAUAACACACCUCCAGAGGGUCGGGGUUGGGCUCGUCCUCUCAGCUAUCUCCAUGGCCAUUGCAGGAGCCGUGGAAGUGAAGAGGAAGAAUGAGUUCAACAACCACAACCAUCUCACCAGCCUCUUCUGGCUCUCCUUUCAUUAUGCAAUCUUUGGGAUAGCAGACAUGUUCACACUCGUUGGACUGAUGGAAUUCUUCUACAGCGAGGCUCCAGCUGGGAUGAGAUCUCUCUCCACGUCUUUCUCAUUUCUGUCACUCUCCAUUGGCUACUACUUGAGCUCAGCUUUUGUCGAGCUCAUCAACUCAAUCACUUCAAAGCUCACUUCAAACAAGCAAGGAUGGCUUCAAGGGAGAGACAUGAACAAGAACCACAUCGAGCUUUUCUAUUGGUUCCUAGCAAUCCUUAGCUUGCUCAACUUUGGUAACUAUGUCUUUUGGGCCAACUGGUACAAGUACAAAAAGGAUGGUCCUAUCGAUGAACAGAAACUUCUUCAACCAGAUUUGUCUGUAACUAUGAGUAUGACCUCACAACAGGCCAUCUCUACAAGUGAAGGUGAAAGAAAAAUGGAACAAAACUAA